UAUUGAUUAAAGAGCAUAAGGACAUAAAUACAUACAUGUAAAAUCUGUUGCAAUUGUGUGACAAUUUAUCUCACAAGGAAAUGACAUCACAUGUUGAGUGCAUGGUCGCCUCGUCCCUCCAUAUUAAACGUCAAAGACAACACAGGACAAAAGGAGUGGAGUCCAUGAGCCAGCAUGCUGAUAGACUUCCCCCGCUCCCCACGCCGGUCUCUAAUCUGCAUGCAGACAACUUCUUUGUGGAUAUUUGGAUGUCUUCACCAUAGCAACAGAGCUGCAAAACCGUGAUGUACAACCUCUCAUCACAUACAGUCGUGCCUAGGCAUCGCACGGCACACGAGAGCCAGAUGAAAGGGAGAUAAGAAGAGGAAAAAGAGCUGGGAAGAGGAUACCGCUGCCUUGCACCUAAUUCUCUGUGGGAAUUCUCCUCAUUAGGACCAUGACAGCUCAGUUACAACUGCUCCGAAAUGCCAAGGUUCAUGUUCACAGCCACCGGUCGAGCAAUCAUUCCUGUGCUCAGUUGAGAGACAAAUGGAGGGAUGCAACAAUUUCACUCUUUGCUCACCAUGACAGAGCCUCUCUAUGCUGAAUCCUUUUGUGUCAGACCGCCAGGCUUCGAUCAAACGCGGGUUAAUUGCGAGAGAGCGGCUGGAAGAGCCCCCCUCCUCUUCCACACUGCCAAUCUGUCCGUGCCUCUGAUUUUCCACUCAUUCUGCCUCUCUGAUCUCUGUUUACCUCUGUCUGCUGAUUUCUCCACCCCUUUACCUCAGUCUCUCAUGCUUUCGCGCUCCCUCCCACAGCUCGCUAUCUCUUCUCCCCUUGUGCCUUCAAAGCCAGCAGUCUGUUCGUCACUCCAGGGCUGCUUGCUACAUGAUCUCUUGGAAAACAGCGUUCGCAUCUUGCUCAAGCCACUCCAUGUGCAAGCCUUAAGAUUUCUUGCCCAGGACGGCAGGAUGCUCCUGCGCUGGCACUGAUUCCUCUCUUUCUCUUCUCGAUUUCCCUUUCCCCUCCCCUUUCCUUAUCUCCUGCCCUCUGACCCUCAUCCCUUUACCCCUGACCCUAUUCCCUCUCUUUUCUCCCUCUUUCUUGACCAUGUUGCCAUGUGUCUGCCGGCUCCAGCCUGUCCUUGCCUUGCUCUUCUUCACUUUGUUCACUCAAGGGGAAAACUGUCCAGCAACCUGCCUUUGCCCAGACCCUCACACUGUGGACUGUAGCGGGCGCGGACUUACCCGUCUUCCAGACGAGAUCCCCUUGGAUGUGCGGAGGCUGCUGUUGGCAGACAACUGGAUCCCACGGAUUCCUUCAGAUUUCCUUGUGCUCUACAGCGACCUGGUCUACCUGGACCUCCGCAACAACUCUCUCUCGCACAUCGAGCCGGGCACCCUUAGCACUUCCUCCAGGCUGGUUUUCCUGGACCUCGGUUGCAACAACCUGACCGAGAUCCCCAAAGGGACUUUUGGGGAGUCACGGAGCUUAAUUAAGUUGCGCUUGGGCAACAACCCAUAUUUGAGCAUGAUCAACGAAGAUGCAUUCAUGGGUCUUACCUCCUUGCGUGAACUAGAACUAGAACGCAACGCCCUGUCUGGGCUACAGGUGGGUGCCCUGAGCCAGCUGCCCUCCCUCAGGGUGGUAAGGUUAGAAGGCAACCCUUGGGUGUGCAACUGCAACUUUGCCAACCUGUUCACCUGGCUGGUGGAAAACAGUCACAAGCUUCCCAAGGGUAUAGAGGGUAUGGAGUGCUCUUUGCCCACCGAUGGACGGCGCGUGCCUCUCAGCCAGCUCUCCCAGGACAGUUUUCGGGAGUGCCAGAUCACCCUCACCCUCACCGAUUUCCUCAUCAUCAUUUUCUCAGGCAUCUCCGUCUCAGUGGCCGCCAUCAUGGCCAGCUUCUUCCUGGCGUCCACCGUCCACUGUUUUCAGCGCUGGAGCAAGGGCACUAAAGGAGACGAGGAGGAGAGCGAAGAAUGAGGAGGGAGGUUAGAGCUGAACGACCUUCAGUAUGAUUCAGAGCUGCCAGUUCCUGACAAGAGUUCAAACAAACAGCGUGACUGAACAGACACCAGGUAGAACUUGGCAGAAAUAGCCUGAAUGAUAGUGUCAGCACUAACAAAGUGACCAGUACAGACACAGUACCCUCAAAAUCAAAGGAUAUUUGGUCUGAAAGCAAGCCUUAGUAUGCAGACUUCCAGGGAUUUAGUUGUUAAAGGAAAUUCGUUGAGAUCUUGUCCUGCAGUCGAGUUUUCAGUGUCGUUGAAUACUUGUGUCCGUAGAGUUUCCUCUAAUGUAGUCGAUAUAAAGUUAGCAACUACUUGUUGAUUGUGCCAAAUUAGCACAUGUAGACAGCAAUGGUUCAGACAAGCACUGAUAAUCCAUGAUGAGGAAUAAUCGCUAUAUACGUCAUGCAAGGUGAAUCAGAAGUCAAAUGUUGCAACUUCAUACAGCCAAGAAUAUUUGAUGGAAGCCAUUUUCCUCAAUUUUGAAAGGAUAGAAAACAAUAACUUGAAGAGCUUAGAGAGAUUUCCGAAAGCAUUACCUGAAACCGAAAGUUUAGAAUAGAGCUUAAUGUGAAUAGUUGUGUCAAAUACCGCACUUUAAAAUGGCCCUCAAACUACCAGGUACACUGGUUCAUCCCAGAUCUGCCAAAGAACGCUUUGACUGAGAGACUGAGGUUUUGUGUUUUGAAAUAUAGAUUUAUUUUUCUUUAAAUAAAGCUUAUGAUCUUAGGAAGAUUACAUUUAUUUAGCGUAAUUAUGGUACUACUCACAUAUAUUGAUAUGUAAUAUCCUAAAUGUGACUAAAGACAAUAUCUAUGAGAUGGAGAUAAGUACAUGCUACAAAUGUCACUGUAUUAUUCAGUUAUUCCUGUCUUAAAAGUAUAUUUGAAAAGGCAUACAGUGGGCCCAGAAAAGUAUUUGGGCAUUUAAGUCAGACUUAUAUAUUGUAAUUGGAAUACGUAACAAAAUAACUGAACCAAGCAAAGCACAACACAUCACAAAAAGAUGCCUGUUUGGUUUAAAUAAAAAAAACAGUUAACUGUAUGAUA
This is a messenger RNA of Sinocyclocheilus anshuiensis, 3040 nucleotides long. Its product is annotated as leucine-rich repeat-containing protein 38-like. The coding region runs from base 1090 to 1965 and encodes 291 amino acids. The transcript is spliced from 2 exons. Gene Ontology annotation, cellular component: voltage-gated potassium channel complex. NCBI's taxonomy places the organism in Eukaryota, Metazoa, Chordata, Actinopteri, Cypriniformes, Cyprinidae. The record is from RefSeq and is a predicted model, not a curated record. Gene Ontology annotation, molecular function: transmembrane transporter binding; potassium channel activator activity; voltage-gated potassium channel activity.